AUGAUUUAGGUUUACAUUUUAAAUUUAAAUAAAAUCAGCUCCUUAAAAUAUAUUUAAGAUUUUUAUUCUAUCACAUUUAUAUAUAUAUCCUCUUAGUAUUCUCUUUUAGUUAUAACGAAUAUUUUAUAUACAAUGUGAAAAUUAAACAAAAUCAGUGAUANUAAUAGAUGUGGCACACCAGGAUUUGUUGCUCCAGAAGUUAUAAAUUGUAAAGAUGGAGGAAGAUAUGAUCCUAUUUGUGAUGUUUUUAGUUUAGGAUUGAUUUUCUAUAUAUUGUAAGAUGAUUUUAAUUCAAAUUUAGACUUACAGGAAAACCAGCUUUCCCUGGUAAAAGUUAUAAUGAUGUUUUGGGAAAAAACAGAAAAUGUGAAAUUUAAUUUGAUGCUUAACUUUUUGAAAGUGUUCCUUAAUAAGCUUAUGAUUUACUUAAAAAAAUGCUUGAUAAAAAUCCUAAUACAAGAAUAUCUGCAUAAUCAGCUCUUAAUCAUGGUUAUUUUGGUAGAAGAUUAAAAUAAAUAGACGAAAAUGAAGAUAUUGCAUUGAAAAAUUAAGAAGAAUAAUUAAAGUUUGAUAAAUAAAGAUUAAAAUAAUUAAGUAAUUCUCCACUUCAUUCACCUCUAAUAACUGCAUCUUCUAAAUUAAGAAAAGAUUUUUCAAAUGAUAGUUUCUAAUAAUAAAGUCCUCUAUUAAAUGGAAGAACUGAUUAAAUAGGUUUUUAAUAAUAUUUAUAUUAGAUUCACCAUUAAAUAAUGGAUUCAAUAGUCCAUCUGCUUAAGGUAGAUAAUUAAAUAGAAAUGAAUAAUAAUAAUAAUAGAAACCUUCAAGAUUUAGUAAUAAUGAUGGUUAUAAUUAAUCAAAUGAACCCAAUUCCAAAGGUAGCUCUUCAUAAGUUAAUUCCAAGAAUUUUAGUUUAAAUUAAAAUCCUUUGCAUAAAUAUGCAAUAAGAAAUGAAAUGAUUAAAUAGUAAAACUAGUAAGAAUAAAAAUAAUGA
Molecule: messenger RNA, 991 nt
Organism: Paramecium sonneborni
Lineage: Eukaryota; Ciliophora; Oligohymenophorea; Peniculida; Parameciidae
Source: the annotation of a GenBank genome assembly